Molecule: messenger RNA, 2181 nt
Organism: Leishmania braziliensis MHOM/BR/75/M2904
Lineage: Eukaryota; Euglenozoa; Kinetoplastea; Trypanosomatida; Trypanosomatidae
Exons: 1
Coding region: 1-2181 (726 amino acids)
Molecular function (GO): protein binding
Source: RefSeq, a predicted model, not a curated record
AUGGAGCUCGACAAUCUCAAAGAUGAGGUGCUCAUGGGGGAUACAAACGAAGUCACCGUACCAGCGGCGGUCGUAGCCUCCGCCACGGUGCUGGAUAUCGGCUUCCAUCCACGACUGCCAAUCAUGGCUGCUGGCCUCAUUACGGGUGAGGUUGAAAUAUAUAAGCGUAAAAGCGUUAGUGAGAUGAUUAAAAUCCCCCUACAGAACGAUUUCUCGUCAUGGAUCUUCACGGGGCAGUACAAUGAAGACGAAGUGGUUAUGAACUACCACCAUCAGAACAUGCGUAUGCACCCCUCUGGCGGCAUCUCAUCAAUGGAGUUCACGGACGAUGGCACCUACUUGGUCAGCGCCAGCAGUGAUCGCACGAUAUCAGUGAUGGACUGUGUCUCCCUCCGUCUUGUUAUCCACAUCCCCGCCGACGAGAUGCGGGCCUACGUGGCUGGCAAGAAGAAGCUGAACGCGAUGAACAUGAAGAAUGACCCGACUGCAAAAAGGGAAAAGGGGGCUAGAAGGAGGGCUGCAGCUACGGGGCGCAGCAGCGGCAGUGGCGGCUGCACUGUGCCGGUCAACCCACACAAACAUGGCAUCUCCUCUAUCAAUGUCUGCGACGAAAAUCUGAUAGCGACAGGAGACGACGACGGGCUUAUCGUGGUGUGGGACAUGCGCGUGCGGAAUCCGGUGUACAACUAUCACGAGCACGGCGACUACGUGUCGCAGCUUUGCUACUUUACAGAUGCCCAAGAGCUCGUCUCCAGCAGCGGUGAUACCUGUCUCGGCGUCUAUGACAUGCGAGCCGGCAAAAUUCGUGACUUCAGUGUCCGCCGAAAGGACGAGCUCAACUGCUUUGCCUUCAUCAACAGCAGUGGCAUUAGCAACGCGACUUUCAUUCCAAGUAUUGUGUGCGGUACACCUCACGGCGGACUUCCGAUAUGGAAGUACGGCUCGUGGGCUCGUCCGUACGACGUGAUGGACCACCACCCUGCAGAGUGUGAGGCCAUUAUAUCUUUCCACGGUGAGAGCACCGCCUUCAACCAUAACCUCAUCCUGACUGGCGCGUGCGAUGGACUGAUCCGGGUUCUACAGAUGUACCCGGUGCGACGCAAUCUCUGCCAACUGAGCGGGCGUGACUACACCUACUCGCACUCGAGCGUGCUCGGGAACCACAGCAGUAGCUGCGGACAACAGCAACAAGGCAACUACGUGGUGCGUCGCGCGCGCGGACAGGAGGCCAUCAGCCGCAUGUGUGUGUCCCACGACGCCCACCUACUUGCUGUCAGCGGCUCGGACAACAUCAUUGACUUCGUCGACAUCGCUUUCAUGAACGACGAGGCAGCCCUAGAUCAGCUUCGCGGUCGCGCGGAGCAGCGACAUCUGCGCACGCUACGCGACCUCGACCGCGAGCAGGACGAAGAAGCGGAACACGAACGUCGUCUCAUAGAGGGCUGCGGAGCUGGUACUAAAAGCGAAGAACCCAGUGACAACAAGGUGGGCAGCGGUGCCUCCUCUUCGUCAAGCGAGGGCAGCAACGUCCAUGUCGCAACGGAUGCGGGAAAGCAGGCAAGGCUGGAUCAGCGCGAGGCGCUGGAACAGAAGUUGACAAAGUUGGGUCUUGUGAGAAAGAAGCGCAGCCACUCGGACAGUAGCAGCAGCAGCAGCACUGACGACAGUGAUGAGGGCGGUGCUUCAGGAGCAAAGAAGAACAGGGCGUCCACAAAGACAUGGCCGUUAUCUGGCAAGAGAGGGGACGCCACAGCAAGGGAGGGUGCCGCUGCACCAAUACGGUCACCUUAUCAAGCUAUCGCCACAGCUCCCCAAAAGGUCUUGAGACAGGUGUGUCGUGGGAUCUCAGACACAGGCACAACAGAGAAUGGGGUGCCGCUGAAAACGAAGAAGAAGCCUCUCCCUGCCAAGACGUCUGCGUCCGCCGCGACUGUGACCUCCAUUGACGCUUCCAACGCGAAUCCUGGCACUGUAGCCGCGUCUUGUUUUGAAGCGCGGGAGUCGAGGGAUUCGAUGGAGGUGUAUCGAACAGAGCGACAAAAAAAGCGUGAGCGCGCCGCGGCGGCCCGCUGGUUGAAGGAGGAGCGCCGGAAGAAGGUUAAUUUUACCUACGAGAAGCGCCGCAGACGCGUCGGCGGCUUUUUUGGUGAUAUGGUGAACAGAGAGAACGAUAGCGAUUAA